AUGCCGAUCAUCCGGCCCGCUGGGCUGAAGCAGCAGCUGGCCAAACUGGCGGUGGCAACCCAAGAGGAGGUGUCGCAGACCCUCUACGUGUGGGACGGCGACACAAUCGCGCUCGGCGAUCUCUUGCCUGCGCGGAUGCCCGACGGCCGCUUCCCGCUACUGUGCAACCUCCUAGAUGUACCCAUCACCAACACUCGCCCUCACAUCUGCGCUUGUGCCUCCUCAACCAUCCUGGUCCUCACGGGCAGGUGGGGCACGCCGCUGGACUCGCCCGCCCACUUUGAAAAGAAAGGGGGCGACCUCUUGCUCCCGCCCGGCUACCGCGCCUCGACCGAGGCGCUGCUUGGCGUGACGACGGUGCCUAACGUCUCGUACGUCACACAAUGGCAGGUCUGGCACAAGCCGUUCGUGCGCGAGAUGCUUCGCGAGAUUGAGGAGCGGGCCGAGAGUGCCAACCAAGUCUGGCCAGAGGCGAUCCACGACGCCGCCGUCGCCAGCGGGCAUGAGCUGGGCUUCUCCGAGUACACGCUUUACGCCACCUGGCUGCUGCAGCGCCACCCGUCGCAGGUUCAGCUCGUCUCGUCGAGCGAAUUCAAAUGGCUUCGCGACCCGCCCUCCGGCGUGCUUGACAACGAGGGGGAGUGUUGUCCCUCGGACGAAAGCCUCUGCCAGGCGCGUCUCGGUGGCUUCCGCUCUGUGUCGUGGGAGUGCUUGCACGCCUCGGCGGUUCGCAGCCCGGCCAAGACCGCCGAACGCCGUCGGCUCGACCUCUCGCCCGGCCCGGCGCCGCCGCCUUCGAUGCCCCCGUCCACAUGCGGCGUCAGCUCUUGCACCGAGGCCGUCCUCAACACCCUCGCGCCCGCGGUGUUCUCGGACACGCUGUGGGGGAGACAGCCCCAGUUCCGUUGCGGCGCCCGCAUCGCGUGGCUGGUUGAGAAUCUCAACAUGACCGAGGGGGAGGCUUGCCGAAAGGUCGCCCGCCGGGAGUACCCCCAGGAGUGCGGCGGGUGCAGCCCCGGUGGCUGGCCGAAGCCGUGA
Molecule: messenger RNA, 1038 nt
Organism: Emiliania huxleyi CCMP1516
Lineage: Eukaryota; Haptophyta; Isochrysidales; Noelaerhabdaceae
Exons: 3
Coding region: 1-1038 (345 amino acids)
Source: RefSeq, a predicted model, not a curated record